GAGAAAUCUAUGAGGGAUAUACAGCCAAUGCUAGAGGCAGAACGGUAGGUGUCGGUGUAAGUCAAAAACGAGACUCCCCAGUAUCACCGAAAAGAACAGGGGGAUUAAGCGCAAAGGUGAGCAAUCGUCAUCAUCAGGCCCCUUCGCACCGACAAAAGCCCAAUAAUAGCGUUCUCAAAAAAAGGAGAAAAGCGGACGAAAACGGGGUCUGUGAUCUGGGUAUAGAUCAUGUAGUUGUCAGGUAUCUUUCUCGCGUGUCUCUGGCUGCGCUGGUACAGAGGAUAAUACGUACGAUGCUGGGAUCGGGAUCAUCAACAGGGCAGUGCUUGUAAAGUUACAGAAGCCUCAGGUACCAGAACCAGACACGUUGGGCCUUUGACCUUGGUUUACGGAUAGCAUUAUGCGCGGGCUCCCGUUUGAGGUGCCGGAUUUCCAUGCUUGUAAAUUUGGAGGCAUUUAUUUUAUUCAUGUCCUCAUGAGAAUUGUUUAAAAAGUCGGUGGCUCUGCCUCGUUGAAAGUUCUUUUGUUUUCUCUUGAUUCCACUCGUAUCCUUUCUAUUGCAUCACUCAUACAUAACCAUCUCUUAUAUCCUCUGGGUAUCUAUCUGUCUCCCCUCCCCUCAUCUCCAUCAUAACAACUCCUCUUGUAUUACACGUCCUUUUUUUUUUCCACACUAAGAAACAGUUUCAGCUCUCAAACGCCAAAAUUAUUGCCGAGCUUCCCGUUCUGCCACUCCACUGAACCUUCACGGCUGCGGCUUGCCGUCAUCGUGGUUGUAGCUCUAACCAACUAAAACGACCAUAUCCAAACGCGCGCCACGCAACCCAAACCAGCUCAGACACAACAGCAAGAAAAACCGGCUGCUUGCGUUUUUCCCUUUUUGGCCUGUUACAUUAAACUUUGUGUGAUAUCUACUAUAUCAAGAGCUACCCCUCUUCCUCCAACUCUUUCAUCAUGAGUCUCGUACAGCAUUCAGAAAGUGAGGCUGCCUCACCUGUUCCCAUCAUCGAGACAGACGACCAAGGAAGACCUGUAAAGACAAGUACAAACGGUUAUUUCCCCUCAAACGGCCAACAUCUUCCUUCUUCUGCCAACGGAGCUGUUACUCCUUCGUUCAUCGACAACAUGUCUCAUCUCUCCGUUGUCCGUGCCAGAGACGACUCUGACGCUGCGUCUGUUCGCUCCACGAGCUCUCGCACCUCGAGAAAGCCUCAGAUGCAGCUUGCGAGCUACCAGGAUGAGUUCACCACCAGCGUUUACGGCUCUCGCUUUGCGGGCAUGGACCUCCCCAGGCAUCAUAUGCCAGAGAACGAGAUGCCCCGCGACAUUGCCUAUCGCAUGAUCAAGGAUGAUCUGAGUCUCGACAACAACCCCAUGCUCAACUUGGCAUCCUUUGUCACUACUUACAUGGUACGUAAUCAAUCCAUAUCCGUCGUUUGCCAAGCCCGCCCACAGCGGAGACGAACCGUUUCUUGGCUCUGGGGAUGACAGCUAGCUCUGUGCAACACCAGCACAAGCACUAAAUUACCCCGCCAUCAUAUAUCUGGAUAGCUUCACUAACACCCGCAACAGGAAGAUGAGGCCGAAAAACUCAUGGCGGAGUCCUUCUCCAAGAACUUCAUCGAUUACGAGGAGUACCCUCAAUCCGCCGAUAUUCAGAACCGCUGUGUCAACAUGAUCGGUGAUCUCUUCCACGCGCCUCCUGGAGAAUCAGUCGGUACAUCUACUGUUGGUUCAUCAGAAGCCAUCAUGCUUGCUGUCUUGGCCAUGAAGAAGCGCUGGAAGAACCGCAGACAAGCUGAGGGCAAGAGCACGGAGCACCCCAACAUCGUCAUGUCCUCUGCUGUGCAGGUCUGUUGGGAAAAGGCUACUCGAUAUUUCGAGAUUGACGAGAAGCUCGUCUACUGCACUCCUGAUCGAUUCGUCAUGGAUCCUGAUGAGGCUGUUGAUCUGUGCGACGAGAACACCAUUGGCAUGUGCGCUAUUCUCGGAACUACUUACACUGGCGAGUAUGAGGAUAUCAAGGCCAUCAACGAUCUCCUCGUCGAGCGGAAUCUCGAUGUGCCCAUCCACGUCGAUGCUGCCAGUGGCGGUUUCGUCGCGCCCUUCGUGGUCCCUGACCUAGAAUGGGAUUUCCGAUGUGAAAAGGUCGUCUCUAUCAAUGUUUCAGGUCACAAGUACGGUCUUGUGUAUCCUGGUGUUGGUUGGGUCAUCUGGCGAUCUCCCGAGUAUCUCCCUCAAGAGCUCGUCUUCAACAUCAACUACCUCGGAGCCGAUCAAUCCUCUUUCACUCUUAACUUCUCCAAGGGUGCAUCACAGGUCAUUGGUCAGUACUACCAGCUCAUCCGUCUCGGCAAGCAUGGUUACCGUGCUAUCAUGAGCAACCUCACCCGUACUGCCGAUUACCUCACAGAAACCCUUGAGAACUUGGGUUUCGUCAUCAUGUCAGAACGAUCUGGAGCUGGUCUCCCCCUCGUUGCCUUCCGCUUCAAGACUGUUGAAGAGGGCGGUGAUCCUGAUCGCCACUACGAUGAGUUUGCUCUCGCUCACCACCUCCGUUCUCGAGGUUGGGUCGUCCCCGCUUACACCAUGGCUCCCAACUCUGGUGUCAAGAUGUUGCGUGUUGUUGUCCGAGAGGACUUCACAAAGAGUCGAUGUGACCAGCUCAUCUGCGAUGUCAAGCUGUGCCACGGUCUUCUCAAGGAAACAGAUCAGGAAUCCAUCAAGAAGCGUGAGGAAUACAUCAGGAAUCACAUUUCUGCCAUGGGUCGUGGAAAGCAUUCCCACCCUGUUUACAAGGACGAGUCACAUUCUCUCCAGGGCAAGACUGGCAAGACACAUGCUAUUUGCUAGAUUUACAUAGACGGCAUAUAGGAUAUUGGGGAUGUUUGGCGUUGAGCGUGUCAUGAUGUGCGUUUUUACAUAUGCGGACACAGGCCAUCAAUUGAUUUGAAUCUACAUUUUGACAUGUGUUUCCCCAUUACUUUGUGAUUUCCAAUCGCAACACGUUUAUAUUCCAUCUCAAACUAAGCUCAAUGACUCACUUAACCCUUCUAUUUCCAUUUAUAAGUGACAUUCAUCUCAUCAUCAUAAUUACGGCAAUUGCAAAAC
Messenger RNA from Fusarium odoratissimum NRRL 54006, 3111 nucleotides. Its product is annotated as glutamate decarboxylase. The coding region runs from base 1594 to 2853 and encodes 419 amino acids. The record is from RefSeq and is a predicted model, not a curated record. NCBI's taxonomy places the organism in Eukaryota, Fungi, Ascomycota, Sordariomycetes, Hypocreales, Nectriaceae. Gene Ontology annotation, molecular function: glutamate decarboxylase activity; pyridoxal phosphate binding. Gene Ontology annotation, biological process: L-glutamate catabolic process. The transcript has 3 exons. Gene Ontology annotation, cellular component: cytosol.